This is a messenger RNA of Ipomoea nil (Japanese morning glory), 3420 nucleotides long. RefSeq lists its product as uncharacterized. The transcript has 4 exons. The record is from RefSeq and is a predicted model, not a curated record. The coding region runs from base 1 to 3420 and encodes 1139 amino acids. NCBI's taxonomy places the organism in Eukaryota, Viridiplantae, Streptophyta, Magnoliopsida, Solanales, Convolvulaceae. Gene Ontology annotation, molecular function: catalytic activity.
AUGAGUACUCUGAGUUGGAACUGCCGUGGCUUGGGUAAUCCACGGACAGUUCGGGAGAUUGAGGACAUAGUGUCCCGAAAGAAACCCGACUUUGUAUUUCUGAUGGAAACCAAGUUUAACCGAGAUCAUGCAGAACGACUUCGGGUUAAACUUGGUUUUGAAGGCCUGUUUAAUGUUGACAAUUCUGGUUUAAGUGGGGGGAUGGCUAUGUUGUGGAGGGCGAAUAGUAUGGCAAAUUUGAUUGGCUAUUCAAAUAACUACAUUGAUAUUGAGGUGACUAUACCAGGUUUUGAUAAAUGGAGGAUGACUGGAUUCUAUGGCUUCCCGAAACGCCCCCAGAGAAGGGAAUCAUGGGAUUUAAUUCGGUCCUUGGCAGGUAAGUCUGAGCUGCCGUGGGUUAUUAUUGGAGAUUUCAAUGAUCUCUUAUAUCAGUACGAGAAACGGGGAGGGAACCCACACCCGGACAGUUUGCUACGGGGAUUUGGAGAGACUAUUGAAGAGUGUGGUUUAACGCAACUACCAAUGUCAGGAUAUCCUUACACUUGGGAAAAGAGGAAGGGUACCUUGAAUUGGAUAGAGGAACGCUUGGAUAAGGUGUUGGCUACGCAGUCUUGGAGGGAAUUGGGCUGUAGGGAGGUGGUGGAGAAGUCGUGGGGGGAAGGACGGGAUAGGGGAUUGCAGGAGUGCACAGCUUUUUGUGGAACUCGGUUAACACGAUGGGGUGGAGACCGUUUCCAUAAAUUUGGUGAGAAGAUUGCUGCCCUACGAAAGGAACAGAUGCGCCUCAGAGGACGUACGGAUUCGGUAUCCCUGACCGAAUUUAGGAGGUUGGAUGCGUGUCUGACUCGGAUUGAGCUGCAGGAGGAUGUAUACUGGAGGCAGAGAGCCAAACAGCAUUGGCUCAAGGAUGCGGACGCAAACACAAAAUUUUACCACAGUACACCUAUGAUUGAUGAGGACUUCUUUGGGGGUAUACAACCCCGGAUCACUACUACACAAAAUGAGAAGCUAGUGCGGCCGUUUGAGGUGGAGGAAAUAAAAGCAGCUUUAUUUUCAAUUCAUCCGGAUAAGGCACCGGGUCCGGAUGGGAUGAACCCUGGUUUCUACCAGAAUUUUUGGGAUGUGGUAGGAUCUGAUGUUGCUACUUUCAUCAGGAAUUCUCUGAAUAAUUGUUCUCUACCGGAUGGUUUAAAUGAGACGAAUAUUAUCUUGAUCCCGAAAAAGAAAACCCCGGAAAUGGUUUCUGAUUAUAGGCCAAUUGCGCUUAGUAAUGUGGUCUAUAGAGUUAUGGCAAAAGUGAUAACGGCCAGAAUGAAACCGGUGAUGGAUAGUAUUAUUUCUGAAUCCCAGAGUGCGUUCAUAUCUGAAAGGCUUAUUACAGAUAAUAUAUUGGUAGCGGCGGAGGUGGGCCAUUAUCUGAACAGAAAGCAAUAUGGACUAGCUGGCUGGGGGGCUUUGAAGUUAGAUAUGGCAAAAGCCUACGACCGUAUGGAAUGGUCUUUCUUGCAACGGAUGUUGGAAGCACUGGGUUUUGAUGGCAGGUGGGUCAAAUUGCUAAUGAUGUGUGUAUCCACUGUGUCAUAUAGUGUGUUGAUAAAUGGAUCAAAGACUGAACAAAUAACACCGACUCGUGGUUUAAGGCAAGGUGAUCCUUUAUCACCUUAUCUGUUCAUUAUUUGUGCUGAGGGUCUCUCAAUAUUGUUGAAACAAGCUGAGGUCAAAGGGGAUAUACAUGGAUGCAGAGUUGCGAGGGCGGCUCCCUCUAUUACUCAUUUGUUUUUUGCGGGUGAUAGCCUGCUGUUUUUCAAAGCUAAUAAUCAGGAAGCAGGAGCGAUUAAGCGUUGUUUAACAACCUAUGAAACCAUGUCGGGACAGGCGGUUAAUUAUCACAAAUCAAACAUAUGUUUCAGUAAAAAUACAAGUGAGGAAGUUCGGGAAGAGAUUGCUGAUAUAUUGGGAGUUGUACAGGCCCAGAAUUUUGGAAAAUAUUUGGGACUUCCAUUUUUUGUGGGCAGGAAUAGAAGACAGGCUUUCUCAUAUAUUGAGGAUAAGAUAAAGCAGGGAAUUGGUUCGUGGAACAAAAAGCUUUUAUCACAGGCGGGGAAGGAAGUUCUACUAAAAAGUGUGGCUCAAGCUAUGCCCACUUUUGCAAUGAGCAUAUUUCUGUUGCCUAUGAAUUUAUGUACAGCCAUUGAGAGAGCUAUGAAUCGGUUCUGGUGGAGGUCAGGAAAUGAACAAGGCAUCCAUUGGAAGGCCUGGGAUAAAAUGUGCAUCCCAAAGACAUUUGGAGGACUUGGGUUUAAGGAAUUGAGAGCCUUUAACCUUGCAAUGUUAGGUAAGCAGGCAUGGCGCUUCCUGACACAACCACAAUCACUGGUCUCAAGAGUGUAUAAAGCUAGAUAUUACCCUACUAGUUCCUUCUAUGAAGCAGCCUUGGGAAAUAAUCCAAGUUUCUGCUGGCGGAGUAUUUUGGCGGCUAAGGGGUUAAUUUGUGGGGGAGUAAGACGCAGAAUUGGGAAUGGCAAAUCAACUUUGAUUUGGGACCACCCGUGGAUACAUGAUGACAACCAGCCAAGAAUUUUAACAGAAAAACCGCCUCAGUUGGCUCAGGCAAAAGUGGAGGGACUGAUAGACCAGCAGACUGGAACCUGGGACCAUGAAAUUUUAGCGGAUAUUUUCAUAGCCCAAGAUGUGGAGAAAAUAUUAAAAAUACCUGUGUCUCUUGAGUAUGAGGAUAUGUGGUACUGGUAUGGCGACCCAAAAGGGGAAUAUUCAGUUAAAGAAGGAUACAAGGUGGUAAGAGGGAACUAUUCUCAACCGGAGGGUAACUUUCAUAAGUGGAAAAAAUUAUGGAGCCUCAAAGCCCCCCCAAAAUGGAAAACAUUCUUGUGGAGAGCUCUAAAUGAUAUUUUGCCUACUAUGGAGAAUUUACUUAUAAAGAGAGUUGAUAUUGAUCCAACUUGUGCAAUGUGUGGAGUUGGGCAUGAGAAUCUUGUGCAUUCUUUGAUCACUUGUGAUGAUGAUGGGAUUAUUUAUGCAGUGGCUCUCUUGUAUUUCAUAUGGCGAACGAGAAAUGGAGCUGUAUGGGAAGCAAAGUUGCCCAGGCCCCAAAACGUGAUAGCAAUGGCGUUGUCAUCCGUCAAUGCAUGGAAAGAGGCACAUCCCGCUCGAAGAAGUCCGCAAGCCAUCACCACGAUACCGGCUGCUAUUUUACCGCCAGUUGCGGCAGUCUACUGCCCGAGGGAAGGCGCAGCAAUUAUGGGAGAAGGGGAGGCCGAAACACUGCCAUUAUCACGGGAAUUUUCAGCAACCGUCCAACACAAUACUACGCAGAACGGGAGGAAUCAAUGUUAUUUCGAUGCGACGUACGAUCCAACAACAAACAAGGCAGCAAUGGGGGCUAUUAUAUUGGAUUCAUGA